GAAUGUUGCCCAAAGGCAAGGAAAGCACACUGCUUCCACGCUCCAGAGAGAGAGAGAGAGAGAGAGAGAGAGAGAAGCAACUUGACUUCCCUGCGCUGUCUGGGUCAGAUGUGCGAGCGACUGCGAGGAGCAACAUGCCGCUCUCUAGAAUGGAAUAAGCGGGGAACAUAACAGCCAGAAGGUGUCAGAUCUGUCCAUGAAGACGUGGAGAUUAUUUGCCCCAACUUAGCCAGCCAGGAGAACACCUCAACCCAGCUGGAGUCCGACUGGGUCUGGAAGGGACAUGAGGAGGGACAGGCUGCUGGUGGCCGUCACUUUGGUCACCCUCUUGGCGGCUGACAUUCAUUUUGUCCUGCUUCCCAGACUCAAAAGCUGGUAUCAUCUGCCCGGAGAAAGCUGUGAGUGCAGUGUCACCAAUGGCAGUCUGGACACCAGAGGUGCUACAACCCUAACGUGGACGAUGAGCCAGAAUUUCACAACAGCUUCCACCAAGCGAAGCUCCAAGCUGGAGCGGCUCUUCGGACACCCGCUCUACAACAUCCGUCUUCCAGAACUGGGGCCGGACGAACUGCUGCUGCAGCGAGAGGAGCUCAUGAAUUACUACAAGAGGAAAGUGAGCCGCUGGGAGAGAAUGAAAAAGUUCUACAUCGAGGCGGCUGCAGCUUCAAACAUCACCAUUCCUGAUCAUCCGGUGACCUUUGACCCGGAGGCCAGUUGGCUGCAAUUCCAUCUCGGGAUCAAUCGAUAUGCGCUGUAUUCAAGAGAUGACAGCAGCGUCGACAGACUCCUGCGGGACAUGCAGACGGCCACUGUCAUCAGUGCAGAUUUCACUCAGGAUGAGAAAGCUCUGAAGGGCGCGUGCGACUGCUCCCAAGUGGUCAAACCAAGCGGUCUUCACCUGAAACUGGCCCUGAAACUCCAAGACUUUGGCAAAGCUAUGUUUAAACCAAUGAGACAGGAGCGGCACGAAGAGACGCCCGAGAACUUCUUCUAUUUUGUCGACUUUCAGAGACACAAUGCUGAGAUUGCAGCUUUCCACCUCGACAGAGUGCUGGACUUCCGGAGGGUUCCACCGGUGGCGGGGCGAUUCGUCAAUGUGACGGGAGAAAUCUUGUACAUAACCCACAAUGAGGAACUGCGCAGUGUUUUCUUCAUCUCUCCAGCCAACAACACGUGUUUCUUCGCCAAGUGUUUAUACGUGUGCAAGUCGGAGUACGCAGUGUGCGGUCACCCUGAUCUGCUGGAGGGCUCCAUGUCUGCAUAUCUGCCCGGCCUGAGCAUCGCCCCACGCAUCUCCAUCCCAAACCCCUGGAUACGCUCCUACAGUUUCACCGGGAGAGAGGAGUGGGAGGUCAAUCCCUUAUAUUGUGACACGGUCAAAAAACUUUAUCCCUACAACUCUGGGAACAGACUGCUCAACAUGAUUGACAUGGCCGUUUUUGACUUUCUCACAGGAAACAUGGACAGGCACCACUAUGAGAUUUUCACCAAGUUUGGAGAUGAUGGUUUCCUUCUUCACUUGGACAACGCCAGAGGAUUUGGACGGUAUUCCCAUGAUGAGAUGUCCAUCCUCGCACCACUGACCCAAUGUUGCAUGAUCAAGCGCUCGACGCUGUUCAGACUGCAGCUUUUGGCACAGUCCGAGUACCGCCUGAGUGACGUAAUGAGGGAAUCCCUCUCCCGAGACCCUCUGACGCCAGUGUUGACUGAGGAGCACCUGCAGGCCUUGGACCGCCGGCUGGCCCAGGUGCUCAGGACAGUGGAGAAGUGUGUGAAGAAGCUGGGAGAAGCACAUGUGGUGAUCACGGACUUUGUGGAAUCAUCCGGAGUAACUACAAGCCACCAGGGAGGAAAUAAGAGGUGACAGAACGAGAAGAGCGUGGGUUUGAGGAGAUAACAGGAAUAAGCCGUGUCACUGAUUGCUCUUAAAUGAACAAAAGAGACGUUAAAUGCCAGCUUCCAGAAUUAAUAUACCCCUCCGGUCCAAAAUCAGAACAUCAGGACAUCUAGAGACAUCAGGAGGAAAAUUAUUCACAUUUCCGAUUGGCUAAAAAAGGUCUGUGUGGUAUUACUUUAAAAAGUUCCUUAACAACACCUUUAAGUCAAAUAAAAACGUCAAAAUUAUGACAUAAAAAGCCAUAAUUACUGUACGAGUCGAAAUUGACCAAAAGUUAAAAAUUAUGAUACAAAGUCAAUGUCAAAGUCAAAAUUAUCAUAUAAAUCGAAAUGAGAUAAAAUAAUUAUGAGGUAAAAGGUUGAAAUGACAAGAUUUAAAAGUCAAAAUUGCAUUUUUAAAUUUGAGAUAAAAUUAAAAUAGAGUCUUAAAAAGAAUUAAAAAGUCAGUUAUGAGAGUUAAAAUGAUCAUAUACAAGUCGAAAAAUUAGUUGUCUCAUAAAAUAAAAAUAAAAUAAUUUUGACUCAUAAUUAUGACUUAGUAUCUAAUAAUAUACAUUUUUUUAUCUCAGAAUUGUGUAUUUUUAAUCUUAUAUUAGUACAUUUUUAUCAUUUUGAUUGGCUAAAAAAGUUCCCUAACAACACCUUUAAGUGAAAUAAAAUGUCUGAAUUGACAUAAAAAGCCAUAAUUAUCAAAACUGUAAAAAAGUCAAAAAAGUAAAAAAUUAUGAUACAAAAUCAUAAUGUCAAGGUCAAAAAUAUCACAUAAAUCGAAAUUAUGAGAUAAAAAGUCAUAAUUAGGAGAUAAAAAGACAAAAUUACAAGAUUAAAAAGCCAAAAUUGCAUUUUUAAAUUUGAAAUAAAAUAAAAUAAUUGUCAAAAGUGAAUUAAAAAGUCAGUUAUGAGAGUCAAAAUGAUCAUAUACAAAUUGAAAAAUGAGUUGUCAAUUCUAAAAAGUAGAAUUUUUGUCAUGACUUUUCAUGUCAUAUUUUGACUGUCAUGAUUAUGAUUUAGUAUCUCAUAAUAUCAAUUUUUAAACUCAGAAUUAUGACUUUAAUCUCAUAUUAAUGAACUUUUAUCUCAUAAUUUUGAUUGGCUAAAAAAUUACAACACCUUUAAGUGAAAUAAAAAUCAAAAUUACGACAUAAAAAGCCAUAAUAAGUCGAAAUUGACAAAACGUUAAAAUUAUGAUACAGUCAUAAUUAUAUCAAAGUCAAAAUUAUGAGACAAGUCAGAUAAAAAGUCUAAAUUACGACACGUUAAAAUUGAGAUUAAAAGUUAAAAAUGCAUUUUAAUUCAAUCUUGAGAUAAAGUAAUUAAAAUAAGAAAUUGAUGUCAAAAUUAUGAUAUAAACAAAGUAAAAAGUUGAAAUACGAGAUAAAAGUCAAUUCUAUAAAGUAUUACGACUUUUUAUGUCACAAUUUUGAACGUUGAUUAUGAUUUUCAACUUUUUAUUUCAUAAUUCUGACUUAUUCAUCUCAUAUUUAUUACUUUGAAUCUCAUAAUUAUGAUUGGCUAAAAAAGGCCUGUGUGGCGUUACUGUAAAAAGUUCCCUAACAGCACCUGUAAGUGUUUGUCUUGAGCUGGUUUAGUCGAGGCAGACACCUGGAGAAGCUGCGGGCAGCUUUAAGACACCCGUCCAGACAGAUGACGCAGCGCUCGCUGGAGAAGAUCUUCAGAUCUCCUUACAUCAGCAAACACGCCUUUCACGUGGUGCUUUAACUGCACAGUGAGAAGCGUUUCCUCUGAUUAUCCGUUCCCUUUCUGUCCAUUUUUACACAAACAGCCAUUAGUGGCGGCUGAGCUGAUGAUGGAGCACAAACAGGCCACAUCAGCACAAACACUGUGGUGGGUUACGAGAUUUCUCGACAGGAGCUAAAGGCUCAUUUUCCAGAUGGAUCAUAAGCGAUGUGUAAUCCUCAGCUGUCUCAUCUGCUCACACUUCACAGGCUGAACCAAAUCAUUUGAAGUUUGUGAGGAUUGUGGUUCACCACACUACUGCAGUACUGUACUGAAGAGUUGAAGCUAGCUGAAACACGUCACCAUCAGUGUCCGGGUCUGUGAAAUAAACAAAAUCCCAUUGCAAAUCAAAUGCUCAAAAUGUUCAUUUCUGGUGGAUAAACAGAAUCUGAAAAACUAAAUCAGAUCCUGGUCAAUUAUUCAUGAGUGUUUGUCACGUUCUCACAUAAAAUGCCAAAACAUUUGCAUACUUUCUGAUUUCCUGACAUAUAAAAACUGACAUCAUCUUUCUACACAUUUCAGUACAAUAAUAAAAAAUAAAAUCUAUUUGGGCUUAAAAUAAUAAUCUGAUUUUACCACUUGAGCAGGUCUAAUCUAGUACAUGAAUUACAAAAUUAAUUUAAAUUUCAUCAAUUAUUCAGUGCCAUCUGUUGGACGGGAACUGAAAAUAAUAACUUGAAGCAGUGGCUGCUGGGACUUUUUUAUCAUUUGAGACUAUAAUAAUAAUUUCAGCAAAUGCCACAGGAUGUUUGGAAUCAUAUUCCUGCAGUUUAUUCCUGUGUUUAUUAUCCCAGCAUUCAAAUGUUCUUCAGAACACAUCAGAUCUGAUAUACUUUGUUUACCAAAAUGUGCGAAACAUUUUUAUGAGAUGUUUUUGAAAGUCUCUUGUGCUCACCAAAGCUGCGUUUAUUUGAUCAAAAUACAGUAAAAACAGUGAAAUAUUAUUACAAUUCAAAAUAUCUGUUUUCUAUGUGAAUAUAUAGUAAAGUGUAAUUUAUUCCUGUGAUCAAAGCUGAAUUUUCAGCAUCAUUACUCCAGUCUUCAGUGUCACAUGAUCCUUCAGAAAUCAUUCUAAUAUGAUGAUUUGCUGCUCAACAAACAUUUAUGAUUAUUAUCAAUGUUGAACAGUUUUUGCUGCUUACAAUUUUUGUAGAAAACAUUUUUUUCCAGGAUUUUUUGAUGAAUAGAAAGUUCAAAAGAACAGGAUUUAUUUGAAAUAUAUUUUUAUAAAUGUCAUCAUAAAUGUCACUUUAAAUCAAUUUAAUGCAUCCUUGCUGAAUAAACGUAUUAAUUUCUUUUUGAAAAAAAAAAACAAUCUAAAUCUUACCGACCCCAAACGGUGAACGGUGUAGUACAGAAAAAAAGCACACUACAUGUAAUAAUAUCCCACAAUGCAACGUACAAGAGGACCUUCCUUUUUUUGUCACAAAUGAACCAGAAGUAAAAACAGCUUAUUUUGAUCAAACUGCCAAAUAUAUAUAUAUAUAAUUAUAACCCAUUUUUCUUUAUAAAUGCUAAAUGACUGUAGUUGUUUUCAAUAUAAUAACUGGACUGCACUCAUAUGCCACACAAUGAGAUCAUGAACAGUGCUGGGGAUAGUCACAUUUUUAUUUUGCCUGUGUUAAAUUUUGGCACAGGUGUGUAUUUUUAUCGGAAUUUUACUAUUUCACCCCCAUUUCCUUUAAUAAUCUAUUUUACACUAGUAACACAAAAUAGUUCCUCUCAGGACCUUUUGGACAAAAAUGUCCUCAUUGAAAACCAUUAAAACUGCAAUUUUUAAUCCCAGGACCAUUUAACUAUAAAAUGAUGCAGUCUUUGUUAACAGGCUUUUAUUCUGUUGGCAAGGCUUCAAAAGUUAAAUUUUUACUAUUUUUCUUUUACCAGAUGGUGCCGUUUUCUCAGGUUUGGCCUAUAUUUGCUUUAUUCCUGUUUUCUGCUUCUGCAUAUUAUAGAGCCAAUUAGAUAAAUUAUGCAGCUAUAAUUGUGUGGGUGUGUUGGUGUGGAUGUCAGAGUGUGAUUUAUAUGUGUGCAAUUAAAAAAUUGUGUCUGCUUGUAAUGUUUAAGAAAAACUCUACUGCAAAUCACAAAUCCAACCACUGUGUGUACUAGUGGAGUUUUGCUGGCAUCUAAUGGGGAAAGUUUGGUACUGCGCCCAAAUAAAAUCUUACUGAAAGCUCA
This is a messenger RNA of Ctenopharyngodon idella (grass carp), 5811 nucleotides long. RefSeq names its product FAM20A golgi associated secretory pathway pseudokinase (gene fam20a). The record is from RefSeq and is a predicted model, not a curated record. NCBI's taxonomy places the organism in Eukaryota, Metazoa, Chordata, Actinopteri, Cypriniformes, Xenocyprididae. Gene Ontology annotation, molecular function: protein serine/threonine kinase activator activity. The transcript is spliced from 11 exons. Gene Ontology annotation, cellular component: Golgi apparatus. Bases 284 to 1864 code for a protein of 526 amino acids.